Acanthoscelides obtectus is the source of this 651-nucleotide messenger RNA. NCBI's taxonomy places the organism in Eukaryota, Metazoa, Arthropoda, Insecta, Coleoptera, Chrysomelidae. The record is from the annotation of a GenBank genome assembly.
CCGAAAAGUCUUUACUGUCAAUGCGAUGGCCGCAGCGUUAAGUGAAAUAUUAUUCUAUUAAAAUAAUGAGAGCAAACAUAAAUAAACCCUAGCGGUAUACUAUUUAUUUCGUAUAGAAGUUUGGAGCAGUGGAACAAUUUAAUGAUGGACCAAAAUGGUUCACAGAAUAGAGGCAAGUGGAAGAACAAGACUGAAUUUAUACUAUCUUGUAUUGGGUAUGCCGUGGGAUUAGGAAAUGUCUGGAGGUUUCCUUACUUAGCUUACAGAAAUGGAGGAGGUGCCUUUUUAGUACCGUACCUGCUGAUGCUUUUCUUAUGCGGUAUUCCGUUGUUUUUCAUGGAAUCUGCCUUAGGACAAUUUUCAAGUACUGGUUGCAUAACUGUGUUCAAAAUAUGCCUCUGUUCAAAGAAGGUUCAUGAAUCAAUCAUUUUCAGGGCCGGAUAUGCGAUAAUCAUAGUAAAUAUGAUCAUAAGCACCUAUUUCAACAUAGUCAACACUUAUCCCUUGAUGUACCUGAUGUACGCCUUCAAAGACCCGUUGCCAUGGUCUGAUUGCGACAACCCUUGGAACACAAAAGAAUGCACAAAGGUACAAACAGCUUUUCUGCUACUUCACGGACAGCACAUAAUCAAGGAACUUUAUUCGUCCUAG